Messenger RNA from Dendrobium catenatum, 3741 nucleotides. Its product is annotated as homeobox protein LUMINIDEPENDENS. NCBI's taxonomy places the organism in Eukaryota, Viridiplantae, Streptophyta, Magnoliopsida, Asparagales, Orchidaceae. The transcript is spliced from 13 exons. Gene Ontology annotation, molecular function: DNA binding. Gene Ontology annotation, biological process: vegetative to reproductive phase transition of meristem. The record is from RefSeq and is a predicted model, not a curated record. Gene Ontology annotation, cellular component: nucleus. Bases 317 to 3523 code for a protein of 1068 amino acids.
UCGAGCUUUUCGUCCAUGGACGCGCGGGCGUAUCUGGGGUUUCUUCUAUACAGUGCUCGGUGUUGUCUGCAAAUAAUCAAGACCAUCCUCUCUCCUUCCCUUCCCUGCUUCCCAUCCCUCUCACCAACAAAUGGAAGCCCUAUCCAUAGCCCUUUCUCUAAAAUAUUGCCCUAAUUGCCGGUACCACAUUUAUUCCUUUCUUUACCGCUUCCCUUAGUGUCUAGGUUCCGCCGCUCCGAACCCAGGGAACCUAUCUUAAGCACUGCUGGGUUCCUGAUGCUCGCCCUUCCGUUUGAUUUCGCUGUUUGGAUUGAAGAUGGCGCUUGUUCCGGUGAGGACGGAAAGUUCCUUUCUGGAAUCGGAGAUGGAUGGCUCCGUCGAGUCGCUAGGCCGUCUUCUCGAUGCGCAGAAGAAGAUAUUCCACAGCCAGAUAGACCAGCUGAAGAGGCUGGUUGUCAACCAGUGCAAGCUCACGGGGGUCAAUCCCCUCUCACAAGAGAUGGCUGCUGGUGCACUAUCAAUAAAAAUUGCAGGAAAAAAGCCUCGGGAUCUGCUCAAUCCCAAAGCAGUCAAGUACAUGCAGUCAAUUUUUGCUAUUAAGGAUACUAUUGGCAAGAAAGAAACCCGUGAGAUUAGUGCUCUUUGUGGAGUUACAGUCACGCAGGUAAGGGAUUUUUUUUCCGGGCAACGAUCAAAAGUUAGAAAGCUUGUUAGUCUUGUGAGGGAAAAGGCUGCUAAAUCAGAUGCAGCUAAUGAGAGAUGCUCUACGAAUCCCGAGGAAACCCUUUUAUAUCACAUUGAUGCACCUUCGAGUGCUGUUGAUGUCAAGAAUGUUGGGGACUUGGCAGAAGUUCCAGAUAGCAAUGGUAAUUUACUUGCCAUUCAGUAUUAUCAAAAUGUUCCUGUGAGCUCCAUUGAUUCUAAACCCAUUCAAGUGGUAGUCCCUUCAUCCUCAUCACAGGAGGAAAGUAUACCUGGUAUUUAUGAGGAUGAUAAAAAGUUUCUAGAGAAUAUUUUCAACUUAAUGAGGAAGGAAGGGACAUUUGCUGGACAGGUGAAAUUGAUGGAAUGGAUUCUUCAAAUCCACAAUUCAGCAGUAUUAGUUUGGUUUUUAACUAAAGGUAGCAUCACGAUUUUAGCUACAUGGCUGAGUCAAGCAGCAAUUGAAGAACAGACAACUUUGCUUAAUGUCAUUCUUAAGGUUCUUUGUCAUCUACCACUACAUAAGGCUCUUCCAGCACAAAUGUCUAGUAUAUUGCAGACAGUCAACAAGCUUCGGUUUUACAGGACACCAGACAUAUCAAACAGGGCAAAGGUUCUCCUCUCUAGGUGGAGCAAAAUGCUUGUAAGAAAUCAGGCUGUGAAAUAUCCUUCAAUAUUGAAUUCUUCGAAUGGCGUUCAGAAGGACAUCAUUAGGAAACAGAGGAUAAGUGAAAUUCUCAGUGAAGAGUUUUGGCGGUCCAAAAUUGGCAUUACUGAUGAAAUUCUUGCUCUGAAAGAAAGUAGCGGGAAUGACAGUAAAUCAGAUCCUAAACAAGCAUUGAAGCUGCUUACAGCAUCAUGCAAUCGCUCGAAUAGAAAGCAAGGCCAAAGUGCUUUAUCAAUUAAGAUAAAAGAACGCAGAAAAGUUCGGCUAGUUGAGCAGAUUGAUCAGAAAGCUGCAGGAAGAAUUGCACAAGUAGUAAAAGCAUCACCGUCAAAUCUUAGCCGUCCAAUCUCUGCUGAUGAUAUUCAGAAGGCAAAGAUGCGUGCAAUGUUCAUGCAGCAUAAGUAUGGAAAGGCAGAUGCAUCUUCUAGCGAGAUUAAGAUAAUAGUAGAAGAUAGCAAAGGCCUACCAGCACCUCAGUCCAAAAAAAUUUUGCCACCACCCAGAAUAAUGCAGCUAGAACAAAUAAAUAGAGAAGAAAAGAUGCUAGCUGACGUUUUACGUGGAGAUUCUGAAGCUCCAAUUGACACUAUAUCUGCUGGAGCUCUCCAGGAAGAGUCGUUGGAGAAGCUCAAGAGGAGUCAGUUCCAGUGGCAGACCCCACCAGAGAUGAAGAUUAAUAGCUCAUGGAGGGUUGGUGAGGCUGAGAGCAGCAAGGAGGUCGAUGUUCAAGCCCAACGAAUUAGAAGGGAGAAGGAGACGUUCUAUUCAUCUAAAUUUGACAUCCCACCCGAUCCUAAAGAGCCAUGGGACAUCGAAAUGGACUUUGAUGAUAGCCUUACUCCAGAAAUCCCAAUUGAUCAGCCUCCAGAUUCUGAUGCUGUUGAAGACCCCCUUGAUCCUUCUGGUGAUGACCAAACCAUUCCUGAUGACAUGCCAGCAGCUAUGGUAGCUUUGCCCCCUAUGACCGCUUAUGGCAAUGCAGCUGAACCUGACUUUGAGCUACUUGCUGUUCUUCUGAAGAACCCGGAGCUAGUCUUCGCCCUCACCUCUGGGCAGGGAAAGAACCUUAGCAGCGAUGAGAGGGUGGCACUUCUUGAUAUGAUCAAACACAGCAGUGUUUCACCGGGUGCUAGUUUGACUGGGAUAAGUAGUAGUACAUCUCAGGACAAGCCCAAGGAUCCGGUGCCGAUGUCUCUUCCAUCUCCGACUCCUCCAUCAGAUGUGGAAAGAGCGGCUGGUUGGAGGUCAGCAUUUCCCACCGUGUCCAAAGCUCAGUUGCCACAGUCCCAAUUCUCUUGUGCUGUUCGACAUUCAGCCCCCACUCUAACCCCUACUCCACUCCCGACAUUGAUGGUGUUGCCUGCUCAAGCUGAGCUGCAAUCUGCCAUUGUACGCACGUCUCAUGUGCUUAUCACUGCAAACACUGUACCUCAAACCGUUGCAUUUACUAGUUUAACUUCUCAAAGGCCAUGUCCUCUCCUAUCCCAACAUAUCCUGCCCUCAUCCUAUGCAGAGCCGCAAAGACUGAAUACUGAAUGCUCCUUGCCAUCGAAAAGAAAUGCUUUAAGCUGCCCCGCAAGUGCUGUCCCUUCCCCCACGCCAGCAUCCUUUCAUCAAGAUACUUACUGUCGCAAUUCUCUCCCAACGUCCACCGUCUCCUCUCUUCCCUCUCUUCCUCCACCCCAAAGGAGGUCACAAUCACUAAUGAUCUCUGACCCUUCCGUAGCAAUGAUUCCUCCCAACCCUACUUCAUUGUCACGUGGUGAUGCCAGUGCAGAGUGGUCUGAGUGGCGAGACAUGAUGCCAGAAUCUUCAACUCGAAGACAAAAUGCAAAGGAAUUUACAUUGCAGGGGAGCCCACGCUUUAAUGCUAGUAUUAGAGAUAUUUAUCAUACACAUCAAGGUCGAUCAACAGGAAGAGUAGAGAUUGUUGGCAGAUCCAGGGAUUUGGAAACUUGGAGUCCUGAAAGACCCCCUUUGAGAUCCUCGGAGUCUAGGCAUGGACAUGGUCGGAGCCAUGCUGAGUCGAGGAGGGAGCAGGGGUGGAAUCAGAGACACGAGUUGUCAAGGCAGCGGAGUUCUGAACAUCAUGAUCAAAAUCGCUCAAGCAAUGGAAGUCGUGGAAGGUGGCGGGAUCGAGAUCGAAGAAGGUAGCUGUUGGGCUGUCUUUUCCUUUUUUAAUGAGAUUAUAAGAUCUGAGUUAGUGUAGAUGAUUUGUAUAGGCUUUCCGGAGUCUCCAAGUGAUUCUGGCAAAUAUGGGGAUAUGGGAGAUUAACGUUUUUAAUAGGAAUUCAUUUUCCUUCGACAGGCUUGAGAGCCUCUUCUAUCUUGUCUUUCAAUUAAUAUUUUAAUCGAAUUUUAGCAUUAUCUAA